UUAAUUUUGUCAACUAGACGCGGGAACACCAACACUCACACAGUCAGGCGGCCAUCAUUGCAAGCUGCUGCAUUAUAACAAUAUUUAACAUCAUUGCACCCAUAUUGUUACCUCUGAGAUGACUCUUCCUAAUGGUGACAGUAACUCCCUGGCUGAUGACUCUGGUGAUGACUUGGAUGAUACCUCAAGUGUAGGAAGUGGUUCCAAUGCUGAUAACUCCCGCAGUGGGACUCCAACACUACGCAGAAAAGGUCGUAACAAACGUGGACGAAAAAAGGCCCCAGCACCUCUUAAAAUGGGAUACAAAUUUGUAUGCUAUUUAAAAGAAGACCACGGGCAGCCCAUAUUUGGGGUGCAGUUUAAUCAGCACCUACGUGAUGGCCAGCCACUCGUGUUUGCAACAGCUGGCAACAAUCGUAUCUCUGUUUAUCAGUGUAUGGAUGAUGGCGCCAUCAAACUCCUACAGUGUUACAGUGACCCGGACCCUGAGGAGAACUUCUACACGGUGGCUUGGAGUUAUGACACAGAUACGGGUAGACCAACCCUCGCCGCCGCCGGCUCCCGGGGUGUUAUACGAAUCUUUUCACUCGCCACAAUGCAGUGUGUAAAACAUUUCAUAGGCCAUGGAAAUGCUAUCAAUGAGUUGAAGUUCCACCCACGGGACCCCAACUUGUUACUAUCAGUUAGCAAGGAUCACGCUUUAAGGAUGUGGAACAUUCGCACUGACAUCUUGGUGGCGACCUUUGGUGGAGUAGAGGCCCACAGGGACGAGGUGCUUAGUACGGAUAUAGAUGUGGAAGGCAUGUGUAUUGUAUCAUGUGGGAUGGACCAUUCCUUAAAGAUCUGGAAGCUGACUACAGACAUCAUGCUCUCCACCAUCAACCAGUCGUACACGUUCAACCCCAGUCGAGCAGUGAGACCGUUCCCAACUGUACAGCAGAAUUUCCCUGACUUUUCAACCAGAGAUAUUCAUAGAAAUUAUGUGGACUGUGUUCGCUGGCUUGGUAGAUUCAUCCUAUCCAAGAGUUGUGAAAACACCAUAGUGUGCUGGAAGCCUGGUCUCCUCAAUCAAACAGAGCUGAAGCACAACGACACCAAUGUCACAAUCAUACACAAGUUUGACUACAAGGAAUGUGAAAUCUGGUUCAUGAGGUUCUCCUUGGACUACUGGCAAAAGGUAUUGGCAGUUGGUAAUCAACUGGGUCGUACUUACGUUUGGGAUCUAGAUAUUUCCGAUCCAUCUCAAGCCCGAUGCUCAACACUUACCCACCCAAAAUGUGUUGCCCCCAUUAGACAGACGGCCUUUUCACGUAACGGUAAUAUUUUGAUAACCGUGUGUGACGAUGCCACUAUCUGGCGCUGGGAUAGAGUAGCGCAACAAUAGAAGGUUUGAUAGUUUAUAAUAAAAAGGAUACAAAAUAAAAGGAAAGCCUUACUUUGUAAGUGCUUUGUUGCAUAAGGAUUUAUGCUGCAGUCAUACAUACUUCAGUUUCUUACUGAUUUGUGUUCCUCCGUCUUUUGUAUUUGUGUACAGCAUGUGAAGGAGUGAUUCACGUGCAUAUUAUGCUCAUUUAGUUCUCGUCUAAAUGGAACAUUUUAGUAUUACGAUUAUAAUUGAAAAUAAUUAUAGUCAUGUUUUGUACCUUCAUAUUGAUAGGAUAUUCAUAAAUAAAACUUUUUUGUAA
This is a messenger RNA of Homarus americanus (American lobster), 1685 nucleotides long. RefSeq names its product polycomb protein EED-like. The coding region runs from base 119 to 1384 and encodes 421 amino acids. The transcript is spliced from 8 exons. Gene Ontology annotation, biological process: negative regulation of transcription by RNA polymerase II. Lineage: Eukaryota; Metazoa; Arthropoda; Malacostraca; Decapoda; Nephropidae. The record is from RefSeq and is a predicted model, not a curated record. Gene Ontology annotation, cellular component: ESC/E(Z) complex. Gene Ontology annotation, molecular function: protein binding; nucleosome binding.